AAGAUUCCAAUAACAGCUUGUGAGUUAUAUUAUCUAAAAGGGGAACAAUGUUGUGAUUAUUGUUUAUCAGUUCGGCAGUUGAAAAAGCGUUAGUUGAUGGUUUUAUUUUGACUUAUCUGCAUCUGAAUUCGUUGCGUAUUUUAAUUCGGUCAUCAGAGACGAUUUAAACGUUAUUUUAUUAUACAGGAGACGAAAUUAAUCAUAAACAAAAGUAUGAAGGUCGUUGUUUUGGCAGUUGUUUUUGUUAGUGUUAUAUCAGUGUCGUUCACAGCCGAUUUACAAUGCACACACAAAAAAGUGGACGUCCCAGAGGAAUGGCUGUCGAUGGUUGAUCCCUGCGUGAAAAAAAUGCAGGAUCAAAUCCAGGAAGAAAUGAGAGCCGCAAUCCAGUAUAUGGCCAUGGGUGCCCACUUUUCCAGGGACGUAAUUAACAGGCCCGGCUUUGCCAAGUUCUUUUUCGACGCGGCCAGUGAGGAGAGACAGCACUCAAUUAAACUCAUCUCGUACUUAUUAAUGAGGGGCAAUCUUACAGAGAACGUCAGCACCCUGCUCCAGAAAAGGAUUGAACCAGCUACUGAAGUAUGGGAUAGUGGUAUUAGUGCCCUCAGGGACGCCCUUAGACUAGAGGCUAAAGUUACCAACAAAAUCAGGGACGUUAUCAAAGUCUGUGAAGAUCCUCAGCUAGCCGAAAACAACUUCAACGAUUAUCAUCUCGUCGAUUAUUUAACUGGGGAGUUCUUGGAAGAACAGUACAAAGGGCAACGUGAACUAGCUGGAUACAUAUCUACAUUAGAUAAAAUGGUAGGUGAGCAUGGUAUUCUUGGAGAAUUUUUGUUUGACAAACAACUUCUUGGUUAAAACUUGUAUAUAAUGUGGCUGUUUUUUUUUUAAUGUAGUUAUUAAUAACUUGCAGUUAAUUCUAGUGAUAUAAUUAAUUCUUUUAAAACUGUGUGAUAAAAUAUUAAAACGUCAAUUUAAUUUUUCAAAUGCAUAGUUAGAAUUAGAUUUAGUAAUGUAAUUUUUAAAAUAUUGUAAUGAUACCAUGUUGAACUUUACAUACAUAAAUAAAAUAAAAUUUU
Agrilus planipennis (emerald ash borer) is the source of this 1079-nucleotide messenger RNA. It is a transcript of the gene Fer1HCH, whose product is annotated as ferritin subunit. The record is from RefSeq and is a predicted model, not a curated record. The transcript has 4 exons. NCBI's taxonomy places the organism in Eukaryota, Metazoa, Arthropoda, Insecta, Coleoptera, Buprestidae. Gene Ontology annotation, molecular function: ferric iron binding; ferrous iron binding. Gene Ontology annotation, biological process: intracellular iron ion homeostasis; iron ion transport. Gene Ontology annotation, cellular component: cytoplasm. Bases 214 to 858 code for a protein of 214 amino acids.